CACACUGGACUGCAUUAUUUAUUGAGAAAAUACUUUUUUAUAGACUGAGAUCAAAGCUUUACAUGUAACAAAAUAACAGAAGAUGAAGAAAGGCUCUGAAGGUCCUCCUGGGCCUGACCCUGACCCUGACCCAUCAGGACCCUCUGAUGUCUCAAGACCAGGAUCUGCUCCAGGCCCAUCUCAGGAGGAACCCUCUCUAUCUGAUCUACAGGAAUACAUCCUAAACCUCUCUGAAGAGGAGUGGAUGGCAUUCGCCAGCAUUUUUCAUACCCCUAUGACCAGGACACACUUCCUGCACAUAUGUAAGGCUAUCCUUAGAGUGGUCAGCUUCAGCUCCAUCACCAUGGUCUUGCCAGCCUAUGUGUGCAUGGCCAAGGAUGCUGAAAUGACUUUCAGCAGACCCUCAAGUGCCACUAGCUCCGCCUCAUCAUCUGAAAUCACUCCAAAAAGACCUGGGAGUCAGAUGUUCCUCAAGCUGAAAAGUGCUCUUGGAAGACUACAAAAAUCUGUGGCAUGGCACAAGAUAUCUCGCUCAGCCGAUUCACCUUCUCUGUGCCCUAUGGUGGCAGAACAUGGAAGUGAAUCCCAUGACCUGACCUGUAUGGCAAAGACCCUGGAAAGGCUCCUUUCAAGUGACAAUAUCGACAACAUUGCCAAAGGCCUUGUGGAUCAGAUUCAGGCUGUUCGGCAGGACAGGAGCCCAACUCCCCCUACUUUGGAUGGAAAAAGAACCCCUGCGUGUGAGACUCAAAAGACGCCUCCCCAGAAGACACUGAGUGCCACUCAGGUAGUUUACUCUUUCACUGAGCAGGCCAUCAAGGGAUUGUUGCAGCCCUUCCUUCUCCCUCUGGUGCAAUGGAAUGCUGGUUGUGAUGUUGCUACGUCCAGAUUCUCUGUCUCCGGGAUCGAAAGCACACCAGCCGUAAAAUCAUUUCUUGGCCAGGAAAAGCCUGACUGCAGCUGUCUGGUGGCCAGGUUAAUGCAAGCACUGCCCAGCGUUGCCCAUCAGCAAACCACAGAUUCUUCAAAGAUUGUGACAUCAACCUCUUCUACUGAAGUUGCGAAUGUCUUCUCCCAGCUCAUGACCUCCCAGGUCAUUGACAUGAUCGACUCGGAGAUGGCAAAAUAUCUUGAGCAGAACAAAGAAUUAACUUCGGACGAAGCAAGGAUUCUAUCAACAACGCCUGACAAACAUGAGCCUGCGCUUGGUGAGCGCCUGGCGUCUAGCCCUGAUUCCCAAGGUGGUUUGAUGUCAAGGCUCCUGAAAAGGUUCCUUUCAGAAUUCAAAUCAACUGAUUCGUCUGAGCUUGUUGCAAUUGAUGUUGUCAAAGCUUCUGCAUCCACCAGUGAGAAGACGCAGUCUGCCUCUGCCAGACUUGAAGAUGUGCUGGGACUCUUCACAAGUGUGAUGGUUCACAAAGUGUUGGAGCUCCUUGAUGCUGACUUGGAAGUAAAACAGGGCGGAGGCCUUGACCUGGCUAAGGAUGUUUUGGACAUGGACAUGAGGCCUCAGAGCUCAUCCAGCUUUCCACUGAGCUCUACUACAGCUCCUUCCAUGCCGCACUCAGGUUCCACCAUCCCUGACAUAUACAAGUAUGUGACUGCCCGCAACAAAGAGUUCAUCUCUACUGCAUGCAAGCUUCCUGGAGACACCGAUGACAAUGGCUGUUUGAUCACAGCACUGGUGCUGCGUCUGUUGACCAAGAUGCAAGACCAGCAGACUGCCCCUGCGGAAGCUAAAACGGACACCCAGAAGCUUCUGGAACGACUUUUGCUCGAGUUCACCAACGCAUCAGGCACUCUGGACUUCAGCAUGUAUCAGAGCAACGCCAAACUGCAGGCACUCUACCACACCCUGAACACGCUCCUGCUGAGGAACUUCGGAUCGCAGGCCAUCCUGCAGAGACCAGUGGAUGCAAAGGACUCCACAUUUGAUGACCUGCUGAAGUCAGCAUUGAGUAAAGAGUUGCGGAAGUGGGAUGCGGAAGUCAUGGCUGCCACAUCAGCCCCUGGUGCCCCAUCAGUCCCAGCUGCCACAUCAUCCACAGCUGCCACAUCAGCCCCUGGUGCCCAACCCUCCCCGGAGCCUCAGGCAGGAACCACGGACAGCAAGACUCGCAAGAGGUGGCUCAGCUUCAAGCUCCCAAAGAGACUUGGCAAGAAGAAAGUGUCUCCCUCUGAUGCCGUUCUUCCUGACACAAAUCAGAGCAAUAACGUUGAUGAGGUUGUGCCAGUCAAGACGCGCCGUGAACGCUCAAUGUUCAUCAGACUGUUCACAUGCUGCUUCAAAGGCUCUGGGGAAUCUUGAAACCCCCCCAGACACACACACACACACACACAUACACACACACACACAC
Messenger RNA from Engraulis encrasicolus (European anchovy), 2357 nucleotides. RefSeq lists its product as uncharacterized. The transcript has 6 exons. The coding region runs from base 83 to 2308 and encodes 741 amino acids. Lineage: Eukaryota; Metazoa; Chordata; Actinopteri; Clupeiformes; Engraulidae. The record is from RefSeq and is a predicted model, not a curated record.